AAAGAAGUGUCGUCAGUCAUGUAACGAUCAGGCGACUGAAUCGAGAUUAAAUAAUCUUUCUAAUCACAGUGAAUAAUAUUCCUGAUCAUUAUAUUCCUGACGACAGUGAUUGUGGAAUGAUGGUGCAGUCGUGCUCGGCGUACGGAUGUAAAAACAGAUAUCAUAAAGAUCAAAACAUCUCUUUUCACAAAUUUCCUCUGGCCAGACCAGAUGUUUGUGGGAAAUGGGUCGCUGCCAUUAAGAGAAGAAACUUCAAACCCACCAAGUACAGCAACAUCUGCUCACAACACUUCACCAAAGACUGCUUCAAACGAGAAUGCAACAACCGCGUGUUGAAGGACAAUGCCGUGCCGUCGCUCUUCACAUUCAGAGAAUUACAGAUGGAGGAGGAAUCUCUGGAGGUCUUCAGCUCAGAAAUGGACGUUUAUCAGCACCUGCCUCUCUGUGACGCUGAAGAGACACUGAUGGUCCACUCUGAGAUGGAUCUCUCCUCAUCCACACCUCCACCGCUGUCUGUCUCUGCCUCAGAGGAGCUCCACAUGGAGCACUACAGUACCUUCAUCUACUGUGAUCACAACUACACGGUGGAGGACAACAGCCUGCCCAAGAGACGCAUUGAGCAGCUGGAGGAAGAGCUGAAGAAACUACGCAAGAAACUCAAGACGGUGCAGCAGAAAUGUCGACGUCAGGAGAGACAACUGGAGCGCUUCCAUAACGACACUUCUCAUCAUCAGCCGCUCUCUGCCACUCAGACGGAGAUCUCCUCAUCCACACCUCCAACUGUGUCCACCACACCGGAGCGAAACCCGGAGCACCACAGCGCCUUCGUCUGCUGUGAUCACAACUACACUGUGGAGGACAGCGUCCAACAGAAGAGACGGAUGGAGCAGCUGGAGGAACAGCUGAAGAAACUGCUCAAGAAGCUCCAGACGGUGCAGCAGAAAUGUCACUGUCAAGAGAGACAACUGGAGUGCUUCAAAGCCUCCAGUGAUUUCCAGAAGGACGUGUCAUUGGAAAGCAGUUACGUGGUCUUACCUAAAGAGAUCUACUAUGUGCUGAAGAGAAUCGAGAGCAUUGGAGCAUUGUGAGGAACCCUUAAGGACCAAGCGUUCUUCAAAAUCUGUUUUUAUCUCUCUCUUGAGAAUCAAUCAUGACCCAGUGUGUGACAAUAUCACGUUAUGUUCUGUAUGAUUAAAGGAAAAAGAAAUUAAAAUAGAUGUUGGUUUCAUAAAAUUAAAUGGUUCUGCUGGGCUUUUUGAGAUGCUUUAAUAUAGAGUUUCUCUGUAUUAGAGAUGCACAAUAUAUCAGUGGACUUAUAAAGAUCAGUCAUAGUCAACAUCGGUAUUACACUGAUUAGAAUAACAUUGGAAAUGGAAAAUACCAGACCUUAUUUUUCCAACUCAAGCAGUAAGUGUUUCAGUGUGACCUGCAAUAACCAGUAUGAAAAGAUUCAGAUGAAAUUGUCUCCAACAGUAUUUCACACACUUCUUUAAAUCGUUUAAAUGCUCCAAUGGCAAAUGAGGCCCAAUGCAUGAGACGUCACUUGACCAAACACUGGCGAUUGAUACUGUCGACACUAUAACUAUCGGUUUCACUAUAACACAACACGUUUGCAUGCGCUUCAGUAAAUCAGGGUUUUCCACUAUCAGUACAUUUAAUUAGCAAAUGACUGCAGUUAAGAGUUUCUUUCCCAGUGUAAGUGUUUUCUCAUUUAAAUGUGUGAAAUGUAAAUGUUCAUUUGAAAUAGUUUAUUUUCCCUUUUGUGUUGUUUAAUCUCUUCAGCUCAUUGAACUGACUCAAGAAUGUUCCUCACAUGUUUUGAUCUCUGGACUGAACUGUGUCAUUGAUGUCUCAAAGAGUUCAAUGUAUUAAAACCAAACAGAUAUUUUUAAUAGAUAUAUAGACUGAUAUUAAAGGGCUUUCUCAAGCUGAUGUUUGCCGUUUCUGCAGAUUUAUUUAUUGUUCUCAAAACAGUAAUCGUUGUGGAACCAGUGAAAGCCAUACUGUAUAUGGAAUAAAUGUAAUUUUGGUUAAGGAAAAGUUCAGUCAUAGUUGCCUCAUGGUCACAAUGCAAUUGUUAAUGUGGGUUGACUGUUUUAAUACAACGUUCUCAAUAAUCA
Messenger RNA from Myxocyprinus asiaticus (Chinese sucker), 2120 nucleotides. Its product is annotated as THAP domain-containing protein 1-like. Lineage: Eukaryota; Metazoa; Chordata; Actinopteri; Cypriniformes; Catostomidae. The record is from RefSeq and is a predicted model, not a curated record. Bases 117 to 1088 code for a protein of 323 amino acids. The transcript has 3 exons.